AUGAAGAGUUUGCUCCUGACCUUCUUGCUUCUGGGGCUGGUGGCUGUUCUGAAGGCCCAGGAAGUCCCCUUGGAUGACCAGGAGGAGCUUUCUGGGACCUGGCACAUAAAGGCCAUGGUAUGUGACAGGAACCAUACAGAGACGGAGGGCCCCAAGAAAGUGUUCCCUAUUACAGUGACAGCCCUGGAAGGAGGGGACUUGGAAGUGGAGAUGACAUACCGGAAGAAGGGCCAGUGUCACAAGAAGAAAAUCGUGAUACACAAAACUGAUGAGCCCGGCAAAUACACUGCCUUCAAGGGUAAGAAGGUCAUCUAUAUUCAGGAGCUUUCUGUGAAGGACCACUACAUCUUCUACUGUGAAGGCCAGCAUCACGGAAAGUCACGUCGCAUGGGGAAACUUGUCGGGAGAAACCCCGAGGAAAACCCAGAGGCCAUGGAAGAAUUUAAGAAAUUUGCCCAGGGCAAGGGAUUACGACUGGAAAACAUCUUGGUGCCUGAGCAGAGGGAUCAGUGCAUCCCUGAGAGUGACUAG
This is a messenger RNA of Onychomys torridus (southern grasshopper mouse), 531 nucleotides long. RefSeq names its product odorant-binding protein 2a-like. Bases 1 to 531 code for a protein of 176 amino acids. Gene Ontology annotation, molecular function: small molecule binding. NCBI's taxonomy places the organism in Eukaryota, Metazoa, Chordata, Mammalia, Rodentia, Cricetidae. The record is from RefSeq and is a predicted model, not a curated record. The transcript has 6 exons.